Messenger RNA from Cinclus cinclus, 1821 nucleotides. RefSeq names its product non-SMC condensin II complex subunit H2 (gene NCAPH2). Gene Ontology annotation, biological process: mitotic sister chromatid separation; meiotic chromosome condensation. The coding region runs from base 16 to 1821 and encodes 601 amino acids. NCBI's taxonomy places the organism in Eukaryota, Metazoa, Chordata, Aves, Passeriformes, Cinclidae. Gene Ontology annotation, molecular function: chromatin binding. The transcript has 20 exons. Gene Ontology annotation, cellular component: nucleus; condensin complex. The record is from RefSeq and is a predicted model, not a curated record.
AGUCGGGACCCCACCAUGGAAGCGGUGGAUUCCCGCUUCCUGCACCUGCACCAGCCCAUCCGUGAUCUCACCAAGAACUGGGAGGUGGAUGUGGCCACCCAGCUUGGGGAGUACCUGGAGGAGCUGGAUCAGAUCUGCAUUUCUUUUGACAAUGGGAAAACCACCAUGAACUUCAUGGAAGCAGCGCUGCUGAUCCAGGGAUCUGCCUGCAUCUACAGCAGGAAGGUGGAACACCUGUACAUGCUGGUCUGCCAGGCACUGGACUGCAUCUCCAAUAAAAAGAGGCAGAAGCUUCCCUGUUCCCUGGGCCCCGACGGCCGGGAUGCUGAUGCCACCUUCACGGACAAGGAGGUGGAGUUCCUGUCCCUUGAUGACAUCCCAGAAACCAGCCAGGCCAGGGUGGACACGAGGAGGAAUCAGCAGCCUGCCGCUCUGUCCCACCUCCCUGUCCGUUCCCAGGCUGUGAACAUCAUUCCCCUGACCCCGAUGUCCCUGGAGGCCCCGGAAGAGGGGGAGAAGGAGGAGGAUCCCCUGAUGAGCCGGCAGGGUGAGGUGCUGGCGGGCCGAAGGGAUUUCCGGAUGAACAUCUCCAUCUACCAUGCCUCCGGCACCUUCCUGCAGGAUCUGGCCGGGCUCUCCCCACCCCACCUGCAGCAGGAACAGCACCUGGGCUCAGCCACAGCAGCUCUGGGAUCCGGCCCCACGGAGCGUCCUGGCGCUGGCUCCAUCGUGGCCCUGGCACGGGCACUGAGCUUCUGCGAGGAGGCAGGUGCUGCAGGACCUGAUGAUGACGAUGUUCCUGGGGCCCUGGGGGAUGACAUGGAAGUGACUCCAGACCCUAAGGAACACAUUGAGGCUCAGAGGAGCACACCCCGGACCCGGGGGUACAUCCUGCGGGAGAGACUCCCCAGCCACGACCCCAAAGUCCACAGCAAGGAGGAGCCAAAUCCGUGGCAGAGCCUCAAUCCCUUUGGAGACUCUGAAGAGAAGCCCUUUAGGAGAGGGAGGCCCUUCCUGGUGCCACAUGGCCUGGAUGACAUCGUUGGAGGCAAGAGGAAGAGGAGGGGCCCGAGGAAACUCCAGGAUUUUAUGAGAUGGUUCUCUGCAGCCUACAACAACGUCACGGAGGGGAAAAGCAGGAGGAGGGGCCCCACCUUUGCAGACCUGGAGGUGCUGUAUUGGCAGCACUUCAAGGAGCGGAUGGCAGCGCACAGGAAGCUCCGGAGCUCGAGGGAGCCAUGGUGGGAGCCAGAGCAGGAGAUGGAGCAGGAGCAAGAGUGUGGGGCUGACAGCAAGGAAGAUGCAGGUGAUGAUUUUGUGGAGCAUGAGGAUGUGGAGCACGAGGUGCCAGAGGAGCUGGGGGAAGGAUCCCUGGACCCCCCUGAACCCGGAUACGAGGAGCUAGUGCGCAGGAAUGUGGAGCUGUUCAUGGCCAGCUCCCAGAAGUUCGUGCGGGAGACGGAGCUGUCCCGGCGAAUCCGGCUCUGGGAGGAGCAUGUGGAGCCCCUGCUGCAGGAGCAGGAAUCCCGUGCCCCGUUCGAUGUCCGAGCCUAUGGGGUGGCACUGACUGAGCGCUGUGCAGAGCCGGGCCAGUGGCACUCGCUGGCCAGCCUGGUGGCCGGGCAGCCCCCGUUUGAGGUGUGCCGCUAUCUGCUGGCCUCGCUGCAGCUGGCCAACGACGCAGAGGUGGAGCUGGCGCAGGACCCGGGGCUGGAGGAGGCGCUGGACACAGCGCGGCUGCGGCGACUCUUGGCCCACCCGGCACAUGAGAGGUUCCAGAGCUUCCAGCUUCCAUCCCAGAGUCACCCCAGCCCCAAAUAA